Molecule: messenger RNA, 3969 nt
Organism: Trichoderma gamsii
Lineage: Eukaryota; Fungi; Ascomycota; Sordariomycetes; Hypocreales; Hypocreaceae
Exons: 4
Coding region: 1-3969 (1322 amino acids)
Source: RefSeq, a predicted model, not a curated record
AUGUCCGAUCUCGACGGGCCAGGGCUACGACCCCCGCGCCUGGGCACGUAUCAACAGAUCGUAUCCUUAAAAAGAAAGCCUAUUCAGGUCCGAGCGGGGCCAUAUCAUCAAGCCGCCCAAACCGACGACCAGGCAGAUGUUGACGCUGAAGACGAUACUGUGUCGGCUCUAACACCUUAUGGGUCUGAUGCUGGAGUGGUCACCAACAGCACGUCAACAACCACUCAGUAUUUACCAAUGCCUCCUACGAAGCCGCCGCAUGGUUCUCGCUCGAAUUUGUGGGUGCCGAUAUGGCUUAGCCGAGUCGUGCUCAUCGCCUUUGCUGUCACUUUUCUUUUGAUGUUAUUAACCACUGCUUUGCUGUAUCGUUUUUCUCAGCAGAGCAAUGGCAUUAGUACACAAAGAGAGGCAAAUCAUUAUGGCUGGAAAUAUGGCCCUACCGCAGUCCUCGUUGUGGUGGGAGCUUUGUGGCGGCAGGUCGAUUUCGCAAACAAGAUACUGAUGCCCUGGGAAGAGCUUAAGACAGGCCCAUCGCCAGCUGAUAAGACUCUGCUCCUGGACUAUAUCUCUCCAAUACUACCCGUCGGCUUCUGGAUAGCCAUCAGGAACAGACAUUGGGCUGUCGUCAUGUCCAUGCUUGGCCAGUUCCUGAUUCUGGGCACUACGAUUUUCUCAACCGGUUUUCUCAUUUUGCAGCCGACUACUUUGACCAAAACCGACGAACAUUUCCAACUAUCAUCCAAGUUUCAAGUUAGCCAAAAUGUAGACCCAAAGUUCGCCUGGGAGGUUGGCCCUGGCCCAGCGCAAACUUACUAUGGGAUAAACUUUUACGGCUUGCGUUUCCCAACCGGAACUAGCCAAAAUUUCGUUGUACCCGACUUUCAAGUGCCGUCAGCUGCCGCAACUGGUCUCGAUUAUACAGUGUCUACGGAUGGCAUCCAAGUCAACUACGACUGCGAACUUCUCCCAAUCACCAAUGGCUCAAUAGCUUACAUGCCAUGGGAAAGCAUCAUGGCCCCUUUCAUUGUUGCCAACGUUACCACUAAAGAUUGCGAGAUCAAAGGAGUCACUCUGGCUGAGGGUGCUGAUCAUAGCUACUAUCAUGACCCGAACGCAACACAAAAUUAUCAGGCUCGGUUCGACCUCUAUCCCUGCAACAUGGAUUGGGAUUUUAGCAAAGGUUAUAUACAACCGGACAAUAUGACUUUUGAAGAAAAGAUAUACAAUACCAAUAACGAUAAUCGCCUGUUCAUGUCCGUGGCUGAUGUUCGCAUCUCGCCAUCCGAACGGCCCAACCUGUACAUGUAUCUCCAUAACGUCACGACUGCUCUUUGCAAACCUACUUAUGAGCUCCGUCAAUUCAAUGUCAGUGUUCCUAGCAACGUUAAUGGAUCUGCUCAAGCUCUCUCCUCGAAAGCACUCGCCAAGAAACAAAUGCUUCCAUCAUUCCCUCCAGGAGCACUGGCCAUGGCAGUCCCAUACUCCACUAAGCGCUGGAAUUUGGGUACCGGGGGGGUCGACUACGUUCUAUCAUCCACUGUGCCCACAUUCUUCCAGCUCAUGACUAAAAAGGCUGGGUUCCAAUCCAUCCGAAACUUCAUGGAUCCGGAACUCCUUAUCAAUACAGGAAGACAAGUCUUUGAAGGGAUUGCCGCUCAGGUAUUGCAUGAGCUUGUCGUUCAACCAGCGAACCGUAAUACUACGGGAAGUAUUACUUACACAGAGCAGAGAUUGCAUGCGAAAGCUCUGUCGACCGGGUUCAUGUGCAGCUUUCUUGGACUACUCGUCAUAUUGUCUGUGGCCAUGAUAUUCAUCCGCCCCAGCUUUUCAGCACCCGCCAAACCGGUAGCAGCCUUUUCGACGGCUACUAUACUCGCAUCGAGCCCUGAACUUGACAAAAUCCUAUCACCGAUGGGGCAUUUAAGCAAUGACAAGUUACAAAAACGUCUUGGAGACUACCGAUUUCGAGCGGAUUAUGUCUCUGAUUCACAUUCAGGUAUACGUAUUGAACCAAUCCAACGGAAUGAAGGGCAAACCGCCGUCAACAACGUGACGGACCAAGGCCAACGCCAAGUGCCUUCAUGGAGGCCAAUGGCCAGCACCACCUGGUUCCUUGUUCUUGCGAUCUGUCUCCCGUUGGUUGUUAUUGCGUCGCUGGAAAUUGUUCAACAUUUCUCAGACACAAACAACGGAUUCAUCAGCAUUAACAAAUCGAGUGCACUUGCCUUUGCCACUUACAUCCCUUCGGCCGUCGCGCUUGGAGUGGCUGGUCUCUACUCUGCUAUUCAAAUGAUGACGGCGAUUUUUGCUCCUUUUGCUCCUUUAAAGAAAGAAAAGGCCAAUGCGAAAAGGACAGUCGAGCUGAGUCUCGUUGCCCAGCUGCCCCCUCACUCCUUAUUCUUAUCGCUGAGAACAAGGAAUUUUGCAGUAGCCAUGGCACUAUUUGGAAGCUUUAUUGGAAGCUUUCUAACUAUUAUUGUAUCUGGCCUCUACAGCGUCAUUGAAGUCCCAAUUGUCCAAACUGUUGCACUUCAGCAAGGCGAUGUGUUCAACUUUACCAAUGUUGACCUUUCUCUUACGGAUACUGAAGCUACUGCCAUUGAUAACUUGGUGGAAUAUCUAGGCUUGAAUAGCACACAGUGGACACACAAAAAUCUGGCCUUCAAUGUACUGAAGCAGAAUGCCACCCUCACGACGAAUUCAAGCGCAAACGUGCCACUCACAGUCAAUGUACCCGCCGUGAGACCCUCAUUGAACUGCACUUCGAUACCCAAUUACCUUCGUGAUAUAACAAUACUCAAUCAAGAGAGUGAAGAAAGUGGUGCAAUGGAGUUCAAAAUGCCUGGGCAAAAUGCGAUGGUAUCUCCCCAGGAUGGCUAUAUUUGGGUCGGCGUUAACACAACUCUGGAAUAUGCUGAUUGGUGUGAGACUGCUCCCAAAGGUCUGAAGAGCCAAGAACCGUGGAUGCAGUAUUUUCUCCUUCCCAACGAUACAAGCAUGGCCUAUGUAGGAAAGGCCUCCGUCCUCAUGUGGGAUGGCGGUGCAAUAUUCGGUGAUGGAGCGGUAGACACAAACCCACAAACAGGAGAAAUGGGUAACGGGCUCCAUCAAACAGACAACGGGUGCCCAACAUUUGCCGUAACAUUCGGUCAGAUGAAGGUGACGAAAUCGGGCACAGGAUCCAAGGCCAAAAUUUCCGGCUUCGAGCAAGAUCUCGCGACGCUCAUAUGUUACCAAAAUAUUGAGCAGGUCAUGACCAAUGCAACAUGGCAGCUCCCUAACUUGUCUUUUGACCCCGCCCAGCUUCCUUUAGCGGAUGAGAGUACGGCAAAACUCCUGAAAUCGAGUCGCGGCAGUGAACGGUUUCCCUUUUUGCCAAAUGCCUGGUUGAAUACCCUCAGCAACCCGCGAUUUAACCAGACAAUUCCUGGCCCGAGCAAUUCCAACUCAACGAAUAACAACAUUGAUAACUUCAUUGAGGCUCUAGUCUUGACGAAAGAUGGCCGACCGGCAGAUAAGCUCGCUGGAGCUGAAAAUGUCGAAAAUCUCAGAAACGCCACUCAGCGCUUCUAUGGGACGUACAUGGCUCAGGCCAUUUCUCUAAACAUGCGAGACAACAGUACUACCAAAGACCUCCCUAUUUAUGACGGCCUGGUUACAACAUCUGGCAAUCAGAGACUGCAGCAGUCUCGCGGGUCCAAGAUUGCGCUCCAGGUCGUGCUCGCUGUGAUGAUGGCGUGCGCUAUUGCAACGAGGUUGCUUUUACCAGUGAAAGACGUAUUGCCACAUAAUCCUUGCUCGAUUGCUGGAACGGCGACACUGAUGGCUGGCGGAGAGAUGAUCUCUCGAAUCGGUGCUGAACGGAUGGAUAUGGACAAUUUGCUCCACAACGGGUUGUAUAGUUUGAAGUGGUGGCGGGAUGAGAAGGGUGUUGAGCGUUAUGGUAUUGACUUGGAGCCGCCUAUGUAA